GGUGCUGUCAGGUGAGUGCGCUGCUGGAGGUUAGUGAGUCAGUGGAGCUUCAGUAACAGGACUUUUAUUUCGCAAAGAAUUCACAUUUUGAGGCUGUUUGGCAAAAAAAAAGAAAAGAAAAAAGAGAGGCAUUCCGCCAAUUUCAAAGCGAGAGCUCCUGCUGCUUCUCCAGAAUGUUCUCUUUGAGGAAAGUAUCUUAUAGGUAGCACUGAAUCACGGUGGACUGUGGCGUGGAGAUGGUCACUUGGGCCGCCUUUCUAACAGUAUGCUUAUGGAUACAAACAAAAACAGCCUCAGGGCAGCACACAUGCGCUUCUACUCCACGCAGGCUGGUGGAUUUUACUGUAAAUUACUCCCUCCCCCACUUCAAGACAGACAAACCUAUACAGAACAUAGCAGUGAUCAGGGACGACUAUUCCAAAGAGGUGUAUAUUGCAUGCCAGAAUGUAUUAGUGGCCAUCAACGAUACGAUGGAAAAAAUAUGGGAGGUGAAAACUGGACCUGUUGGCAGUCCUGACUGUGAAACAUGUCGGGUGUGUGAUAUAGAAAUAGAUCCUGGGGACCCGGUGGACACAGACAAUGAGGUUCUGCUUUUGGAUCUUUCUGCAUUUCCCAAUCCCUACGUGUACAUAUGUGGGAGUACUCUGUAUGGGAUCUGUCACUUCAUUGAAAUUGGCGCUCCACAGCCUGAGCCAAAGUGUUUAUACAAUAAAGGCCGAAACUCUCCAACCGACUGUCCGGACUGUCUGGCCAGCCCCCUUGGUACCAAAAUCACCACGGUUGAAGACGGAGCCACAACUUUCUUCUUUGUAGCAGCCUCCGUCAAUGCCGACGUGGCACAGAGGUACCCGAGGAGGUCGAUAUCACUGAGGAGGCCACUUUCAACUGAAGAUGGCUUUGACAUGACCAUGCCUGGCCUGACGGUGCUCCCCGGCCUCCAGGACUCUUACAAGAUUGAUUACAUCUACAGCUUCUCCACCAAGGAGUAUCUCUAUGUCCUGUCCCUGCAGAGAGAAAACCCAUCCCAAAAGAAUUCAGCUUUCCAGACUCGUCUGGGACGACUGCCGAUAAAAAUUCCCGAGGUGUGGAUGUAUAGAGAGGUGGUCCUGGAGUGCCGGUACGAUCCAAAGCGCAGGAGGAGACGCAGCGAGAGUUUCAGGGACACUGUGUAUAACGGGCUACAGGCGGCACACUUUGGGCGAGCUGGUAAAGACUUGGCAGACGACCUGAGGGUGAAAGAGGAAGAUGACAUUCUGUAUGGGGUGUUUGCAGAGGUGAAUGAGCACGGUGAACCUAAAAAAAACUCUGCCCUGUGUGCCUUCCCUUUGACUAAAGUGAACAAAGCCAUUGAUAAAGGAGUGGAGGCCUGCUGCAAGAAAAGUACUGAGCAACUGUCCAGAGGUCUCUGUCACUUCCAGCCCUGCGAGAGCUGCCCACAUGAAAACUCCGGAGGUAAUGCCACAUGCAGUGACAAACCCACUCUGGUGUCAAAGCCGUACUACAGACUGGACCUCUUCAACAGGCAGAUGAGAGACGUCCUUUUCACCUCGGUUCUGGUCACGACUAUCGGGAACCAUACUCUGGGACACUUUGGUACCUCAGAUGGCCGUAUACUGCAGGUGAUUCUGACUCUGUACAGGCCUAUUGUGUUUGCCAACUUUUCUCUUGGAGAAACCCAAGUGUCCAGGAACGCACAUGUGUACUCACCUGACUUCCUUCUCUUCACAGUGGGAAAUAAGUUGUUCAGGGUGCCCUCUGCAGGUCCAGGGUGUGCACAUUUUCUGACAUGCUCCAUGUGUUUGACGGCUCCACGCUUCAUGAACUGUGGCUGGUGUUCGGGAAAGUGCUUGAGGCAGGCUGAAUGUGACUCCCAGUGGAACAAAGACUCAUGCGCACCUGUCAUAACUGAGCUUUUCCCUAAAACGGCUCCUGCUGGUGCUGAGACAGAAGUGACGCUGUGUGGCUGGGAGUUCCAGUCUCCUCUGCGACCCGCCAUCAUCAGCGGCCAAACACACAUCAUCACAGUGGGCUCUGGGACCUUGUGUACUGUCCUGCCUAAAAAGAGCAGUAGUGAACUGCUAGUAUGCAAGAUUCAGGAAAACACACCAAACCAGAACCUUACCGUGACUCUGGAAGUGCACGAGGGGGAAGUGGAGGGCCGCUACUCAAUUGAAGGCACAGCUCAGAAGACUGGCUUCUCUUUUGUGGAGCCUAGCAUAACAGAAAUCAGGCCUGACUAUGGACCCAUGUUUGGAGGAACAACGGUUACGCUGACAGGAAGAUUUCUUAAUUCUGGGACACAGAGACAUGUCUUCUUUGCUGACAAACAGUGCAGCAUUCAAAGUGCUCUUGAAGGAAGUGGGACUUCUUCAAUUGUCUGCACCACAGCAGCUGCAGCAGGUGUUGGGAAGGUUCCUGUGAAAAUCUUGAUUGACAACUACCAAGUGACAACCCCUAAGAUGUUUUUCUACAAGGAAAACCCAGUUAUAACCUCUAUGUAUCCUGGCUGCAGUUUUCAAAGUGGCUCCAAGCUGAUGAUAGAAGGUCAGAAUCUUGACUCUGCACACAAAACUGUGAUUCAGUACACUUCCAACAAUCAAUCUCUGGAACGAGUCUGCAGCAGCACAAGAAAUGCCACAUAUAUGGAGUGCUCUGCCCCUGCUUUCCCAGAGGAACUACCAGUAGAUAGGCGCGUGGGAAAAAUGUUUAUUCACAUGGAUGGAAAGCGUUUCUCGAAUGGAACUUUUAUCUACCACCCUGAUGCCAAAAUCUUUCCAUUUGAAAGUGAAAACCAAGAAUUACUUCUAAAACCAGGAGAGACGGAAGUUUCACUGCAUCACAAAAAUCUGAAUACAGUGACCAAAUGUAUGAAGAUCGUAAUGACCAUUGGAGGCGUGAACUGCAACGCCGAGGUUCUGUUAAAUGAGCUGACCUGCAGGAUUCCUAAAGGCCUGGUUAUUCCCAGUGAGGGACUGCCUGUCCAGGUGGUUGUGAAUGGGAAAGUUCAUAAAGUUGGUACAGUAGUCAACUACGACAGCAACAACAACACUGUGAUUGCUGGCAUCGUGCUGGGCAUCAUUGCUGCAUUGGUAGUAGGUGCUGGCCUCGCAUUGAUUGUGAUGAUCCAUUUGAGGAAGAAAAAGAGAGCCAACAUUGAGAAUCGUUUAUCAACGAUGCUUUCACGGAACCGAUUUGGCAGCGGCGGUGAUUUCUCCCCGACAGGUGACUACAGGCGUGUAGAUCUGGCCAGUCAAACAUCAGGCUCAGGAGCAAUGGCCUUCCAAGGUUUAUUGUAUGCUGCCAGCUAUGAUCAUUUGGCCAUUCCUUUAAUGCCGCGGGACAACAUCUCCAUGGUCAGUCUGAGCUCUGAGCUUCUGGAGGUGGUCAAAGACGUCCUGAUCCCUGCCGAGAUGCUUCGAAUUGAAGAUAGCCAGAUUAUCGGCAAAGGCCACUUUGGUACAGUUUAUCAUGGAUUCCUGAUAGACAGCAACAAGCAAGAGACCCACUGUGCUGUCAAAUCACUGAACAGGAUCACAGAUGUGGGGGAGGUGGACCAGUUCCUGAGAGAGGGCAUCAUUAUGAAAGGUUUCCACCACCCCAACAUCCUGUCUCUGCUGGGCAUCAUGCUGCCUAAGGAAGGGCUCCCUCUGGUGGUUCUACCGUAUAUGAAGCAUGGGGAUGUGCGUCACUUUAUCCGCUCGGAGAAAAGGAAUCCAACAGUGAAAGACCUCAUAGGUUUUGGGCUCCAGGUUGCCAGGGGGAUGGAGUAUUUAGCCCAGAAAAAAUUUGUCCACAGAGACCUGGCUGCACGUAACUGCAUGCUGGAUGAAACUUUUACAGUGAAGGUUGCUGACUUCGGCAUGGCGAGGGACAUCUAUGACAAGGAAUACUACAGUAUUCAAGAUCACAAACGGGUAAAGCUGCCAGUGAAGUGGAUGGCCAUCGAAAGUCUGCAAACACAAAAGUUCACUAUCAAGUCUGAUGUGUGGUCAUAUGGCGUUUUAAUGUGGGAGCUGUUGACCAGAGGUGCUAGCCCAUAUCCAAAUGUGGACCCCUAUGACAUCACACACUACUUGUUGAAGGGACGCCGGCUUCCCCAGCCACAGUUCUGCCCUGACACUCUCUAUUCUAUCAUGCUGACAUGUUGGAACCCGGAGCCGGAGCACAGACCUAGCUUCCAUAGCCUGGUAACAGACAUACAACAGAUCCUGUCGUGCCUGGAGGGAGAGCACUACAUCAAUCUGAACAUUACCUAUGUCAACUUAGACCAGCCACCGCACUACGCGCCCUUAAAUGGAUCUGCACAUGACGACGAGGACUCAGACUUGGACACGGACAGUAACGCUGCCAGCUGAGGGUGCAAAGUCCUAAAACUCAUAGGAAUUCAGAAACCAGACUAAAGUUGGACAGCAUACAAGAAAAGGGAAAAGUUCUUCUGGAUCUAUUUAUGCAUCAUGUCUACAAAUGAUGACAUGGAAGGCUUGGCUACUGAUUUAAAAGACACUGCAGGUACUAUAAACUCAUUGGAGCUGAGACAAAAUCAAGCUGGCAGUUUCUCAUCUUUUUAUUUGUAGCAAAACAAAGACAGCAUGUAGAUGGAAGUAAAUGUAUUUUUUUUUAAACAUCUGAAACACAAAAAAGUAUUAAUACUGUGAUACUUUUUCAAUACCACGUGUUUAAAAUGAUACAACAUCUGUAUUUUAUAGUACUGAAAGUAUAUGGGAGAAACUAUAAAAAAAAAGUCUACAAUCAGAUUUUACAGUAAAACAACAAGGAAGAAAACCAACCGGUCGUCAACCUGUGGCUGUUACAGCAUUUCCUCCAGCAACGAGCCCACCAGAGGCAGCGACACAAGCAGGCAGCCAAAGAUGAUCUUAUUUUUGUGUCUAGAACAUUUCUUUUUCUUUUUUGCCGUGUUAUGGCAGAUAUAGAGUAGUGUUUUUAUGCUACUAUUGUAUCGAAGUUUAAAAUUCUCGUCUUGUGACAACCUUGAGCACAAGUGUGACAUAAUGAAUGUAAAAUGUACUUUUGUUCUCAGACCUGUCUAAUAGGACAUGGGCCGACGUGUUGAUAUAGAAAUAUCAACAUGGUCUCACAGGAAUCCGUGAAAUAGCCACGGAUUUCGCUUAACUCAAAAUCCGUGGAAUAGCCACGGAAUCACUCAAAUUUCUGUGAAACUGACACGGAUUUCACUACAAUGCAAAUUAAUGACAGUCAUAUCCCGUGGCUAUUCCAACAUACAAAGUGAUUAUGUACAUUCACUGAGUGAAUAUUUAGAAAAUAAAACAUAUAUUUCUCGCUAGAAAUGUGAUCAAAAUCCAUUUUUAUGAAGAAACUAAGUCAAAAUAUAGAUUUUUUUCACUAAAAAUGAGAGAACUGUCCGCCAUGUUUUUUGUUCUUACCGCCGGGACCUUGAAAGUCACGUGACUUGGAACAAACCAAUAGGAAAAAAUACUAACUUGCAUUGUAGUGAAAUCCGUGUCAGUUUCACGGAAAUUUCAGUUAUUCCGUGGCUAUUCCACGGAUUUUGAGUUAAGCGAAUCCGUGGCUAUUUCACGGAUUCCUGUGAGACCAGGUUCAGAAAUAUACGUCUCUGCUUGAGCAUUUUCAACACAGGAUCUAUAAAUGCUGACAUCAUGUGCUAUAUGGGGAUAUAAUAUGUAUUAUAUUCCUUCAUCUAGACUGUAGAAUGGAGACGCAAUACAAACUGAAGUGUACGCAGGAAAUCAUCAAACUGGAUGCAGAAUAACUCAAUCUUCUCAGAUUUAGAGCUGUUGAUACUGUGCCUAAAGCUCUGCACCUACUGAAUUAUACAGUGAGCUGUCCGUGCUGAGGCUCAGAAACACAUUGAGUACCUGUCAUCAUCACUAGAGGGCAAUGCCUCCUUCUUCAAUCGCUGCUGCAGUGAUGUCUGCUGCACUACAGCAGACAGCUCAACACCAAGCUGUUACACAAACAGUACAACUAUAUUCAUCUGAACAAUCAAUCAGUCUUUCCACUUCAAUCAACAUUGCAUAACAUUCUGUCCGUACCGCACAUUUCUCUGCAUGCAAUUAAAAAUGAUCUUCAUAGAAAAUUACACGACCCGUGGGAUUUUAAAAUGUAUGCACCGAUUAUUCAACUUUCAGAAUGACAAUGCAUAUAUUGUUUAACAAAGAAAUGACUAUUUAUGGUGAUCAACUGGCUUUCUACCAGGGCUAAUAGAUUUGGUUCUGGUAUACUUGAUUUUUUUUUUCAUUGCUGCAUUUUGUCUGCUUCCUGCCCAUAUUGAACUGUAAAGAGUGUUUUUGUACAGACAAAUGGUCUAUUGUGCAUACUUGUCUGUAAACCGUGUCAACAGAAUAAAUGUCUCCCUAGA
Molecule: messenger RNA, 6358 nt
Organism: Centropristis striata (black sea bass)
Lineage: Eukaryota; Metazoa; Chordata; Actinopteri; Perciformes; Serranidae
Product: macrophage-stimulating protein receptor-like
Exons: 21
Coding region: 237-4355 (1372 amino acids)
Biological process (GO): phagocytosis; cell migration; multicellular organism development
Cellular component (GO): signaling receptor complex; membrane
Molecular function (GO): ATP binding; transmembrane receptor protein tyrosine kinase activity; protein binding
Source: RefSeq, a predicted model, not a curated record